Strongylocentrotus purpuratus (purple sea urchin) is the source of this 1721-nucleotide messenger RNA. Its product is annotated as protein LIAT1. The record is from RefSeq and is a predicted model, not a curated record. Bases 942 to 1604 code for a protein of 220 amino acids. The transcript has 2 exons. NCBI's taxonomy places the organism in Eukaryota, Metazoa, Echinodermata, Echinoidea, Camarodonta, Strongylocentrotidae. Gene Ontology annotation, biological process: protein arginylation.
CAAUUUGAUGUCGGUCUAUUUUUAUAUUCAUAAGCAAGUUGUAACCACCUGCCCCUUUUUCAUGUCGAACCUGGUCAUUUUUAAAGGGUGAACAUUAAACCAUCUAAACCGAGCGGUCAUCACAACCUUGGCGGUUACUCUGCGGUUCACCGCAUCAUGUUCGACAACUCUGCUCUCUCCCAGCCAGGCAUCAAUAAUCAAUAUCCUUCACAAAGCGUAUCAAUAGCAUGAUCACAUAGCAUUGGAACAGCUAUUGUCUCCAGGAACAUUUUGAUGAUUGUGUCGUGGUUUUUCGUCUGGAGAGUUUCAAUAGACCCCUUUGCUUGUGACUCGUCACCCGUUACAUUAGAUCACGGCGAUAUUGAUUCGUGACAAGAUGGAGAUGGAAAACAUUUCUGACAAUUGUUGUAUGGUACUAUAAAUGAAGUCAUGUACGCGGUCUGUUUCGCUACCAAGAAUAUGUACAUGCAUCCGCAUCAAUACUGAGUCAUUCUGCUGUAUACAUUUGUAGCUGUCCGUUUGUACGGGUGACACCUCUUGCUUUUAUUUUGUUGUAUGGUGCCGUAAACCUCCGAGUGCCGGUUGUAAUUGUUUCUAUUUGUCUUUGUCUCUACAUUAUCAUGCAUCAAAGAAGCUCACCGCUCCUAUAAACUUAUUUGAUUAAUAGACAAUGAAUCGUUGUGGUAUUCUGAAGUAAAUGUUUUAUCGCUCAAAUUUUAUUUGCAAAUCGCACAUACGGAUGAUAUCAGUUUCCAUCGGAUAUGGUGUGAAGAGUGAACAACUAGAAUUGUCCGAUUUCUGAAACGCUUUGGACUGUUACUAAACUUUGACGGUUCAGAGCAGAUAGAUUUGUUUAUUUUGACGGGAUAUCACAGCAACUCACUCAGGAUACUUUUAUUUUGCAAUGUACUUGAUAUGAUGUGUGUUCUUCGAUUACGACGAUGAUGCCGAAAGGAGAAGACACGGAGCCGCUGCGGCUCCCGGUCAUUGACAAUGAUUUCCUGGUUGCUCUGCCCAGGAGAAUUGAAGGAUCGAGUCCGCAACCUAACUCAGCCUCUGGUCGUUCGAAUGGCUCUCCACGUCACAGAGAUGAUAUUAAUCAAAAUCGAAAUCGGAUAACGCCUGACAACCGCGUCAAUAAGAAAAACGGUUCACUUUUGUCACACCCUUCACAAUCAAACAACAGCAAGUCCCUCACUUCGGUGUCCAUUGGAACUCGGAAGAGCAACAGCAGCAGCGGUUCGGACAUACGAACGCAGAACGAAUACCUGGAGAAAUGCGUCUCGGACAUUUUCGAGAGGCAACGGCAACCUUCGGCGCUGUCCGUGCAGAGGAGUGGCAGCGGGAGCUCAAGAGCGACCACCGAAGAUGGUCGGGGAUCUUCGGAACUGGAGAACGAGGUGGAUAACGUUUCGGCAACCCUCGACGAGUGUUUGAGAUGGGACAAUCCGUGCUCGAAUCCCGAGGAUGAAAAAGAGAGGAUCCGAAUUUACAAGGUGAAUCGAAGGAAAAGAUAUCUGAUGGACAUUGUGAAGCAGAGACGGGAUACGGAGGGUGUUCUGAAAUUCGCUGUGGAACUUGCGUCCCUGGAUCCGGGAAGUUAGUAGAAGAUUCGCCCAAAUUUUAUUGUACUGUAAAGCACAAUCAAUUUAUGCAAUGUCUUCCGUGAAAUUACAAAGUGAAAAUAAAUUUUGUGUUCAUUUUUAUUUAUAUAUUAUUAA